GACCUGGCGACCCGAGCCUGAAGAGACUCAGGAGGUCUGUGUUACACUGACAAGACCUCGAAACGUAGGUGGCGGAGAACAUAAUAUAAUAAACUCCGAGGAAGCUUCAACGUAUGGCUCAGAAGCCUACAGACGAAGCAGCCUUCGGUGUUGCCAUGCCUGGUCGCACCUCCAUUCCCUCCGGCGACAACUCUGUUUGGGCCGAUGUGUCGCCCCUCCUUCAAGCCGCUUGCCAAGAUCUUCAGGAGGGAGAGCUGAUUCACGGGGAUAAUUUCAAUCUAUUUGCUGCAAUGUCAGCGUUGGAGAUAAUGGACCCAAAGAUGGAUUCAGGUAUUGUUUGUAGAUACUACUCUCUUGAGGAAGCCAUCGAGAAUGGAGCUGCUCCAGUUCCUGUUAAUGUUGAUAAGACAACUGAUACAUGCACAAUUGACAUUAUGGACCAUCUUCUGGCAUGUGAGGCAACAUGGCACAAGGGUCAUUCAUUGGCUCAAACUGUUUAUUCUUGCCUCUAUCUCCUACAGCCUGACAGAACAUCAUCGCAUGCCCUGUUGCACUCAUAUUGUAGAGUCAUUCGUGCAACCUGCAAAGCAGUUCUUUCAGUUGUCUCAGAUGCACGCACACAUGAAGAAGAGGAUCUAUUUACCAUGGCAUAUGGCCUUCCUCUGAGUGUAGAUGGAGAUGAGAAGUGCUUAUCGAUGCUAAAUGCUGUUGAGGAAUCAAUAUCACGCCAACUGCGUGCAUGUAAAUCAUCAUCUAAACGAAGAGUAUUAGAAGAUACGGAGCCGCUUCAAAAUAAUCCUGAUCUAGAAGAAGGCUACUGCAAAGCAUUGUUAUGCCGAUUACGUUUUCGUAAGCAUUUGUACCAUCUUUUGAUGUCUAUCAGACGGCCACAAGGGAGGGGACUGGAGUUGGCAAGGAAACACAUAGCUUCAUGCAUUUCGGAGCUUGAGUGCAUUUUAAAAUCCUCAGAGUUUCUUAGGGCUAGUGCUCAGGGAAUGUGUGAACAAAACAUAGAAGACACGACUGCAUCUGGUUGUCAAGCAAUUGGAUUUGAUGCUAGUUUAAACUGCAGAUCAUCAGCCCCAACUCCUCCCCGAUCUAUUAAAAUUCUCAGUUGGAAAAAGGCUGUUCAGUAUUUUGUGAAACUUCUGCAAGAUCUGGACAUUAUAUGUUCCUACUCUUUGGAUCCGUCACUGGAGGCUGCUUUGCACUUUGUGAUUAAAUUCCAGAAGUCUCAGCCUGAUUUGGUUGCUAGAUCUCAUCUUCAGCUCCUGCUGGUCCAAGAUGGGAAGCUCUAUGGACGGAUUCCAAUGUUUGCUUUGAUUACUAGAGCUGCUGGAUUGCCUGAAGUCACGAAGGAUCAUGACAUUCAAAAAACUGAAUCCAUGGUACAACUUGGGCAGUUAGUAAAUAAUUUGCUCAAAAUCCUGUGUACCAAUGCUGCAUGGCAAAGACGUAAGCUAGGGAAAAUGUUACAAGACUGGCGUGUCAUCUAUGUUCAGCUGGAGUUGGCUUUUAAAAAGGAGUUUGGAGAAGCUGCAACCCCUCCUAUGAUGAGUUAUGUUUCAAAAUAUCCAACAGAUCCUCAUGUGGGUGAAGAGCAAACUUACUGGAUAGCAUACCGUUUUCUUAUUUUGGGUUUUGAAUUGGAGCUCUACUCUGUACAUGAUUAUUGCAUG
This is a messenger RNA of Neltuma alba, 1679 nucleotides long. RefSeq names its product N-alpha-acetyltransferase 35, NatC auxiliary subunit-like. Gene Ontology annotation, biological process: N-terminal peptidyl-methionine acetylation. Gene Ontology annotation, cellular component: NatC complex. NCBI's taxonomy places the organism in Eukaryota, Viridiplantae, Streptophyta, Magnoliopsida, Fabales, Fabaceae. The record is from RefSeq and is a predicted model, not a curated record.